GAUCUUUUUACUCUACCACAAACAGGAGUAAGAGAAAUAGGAGCAGGAUAGACUAGGUUGUGGUCAGAAACUAUAAUGUAGUAUACUGCAGAGCUGGAGCCACUCUGAUUCAGACUAAUACCAGGAAACCUUGUAUGGUGUCUUUGAGUAAUUAGCCAGUUAGGCCACAUGAUGGCAGCAAUGCAUUGCACACAUGACUGACACUCUAUCACAUUACCCAGAGCUCUGAAAGGAGAUAAGGUGUGUAUGAACAUGGCCAAUGUGUGUUUGUAAAGUUCAUAAUCACAACACAGAGCAGGAGUACACAAACCUCUGCCCACACACACACGUCAAAGAGACUGAAAGUAUAUAUAGUCAUACUGUGCUUAUGUAGACCCCUUUGACCUUAGUCAUGUAAGUGGCUCAUGUUGUUGCCAAAUAUUAUGUACAUACUGUAGAUAGUGUCACUUAGCAACUGCCAUAGUGGAAAGGAAGUGCAGUGUAGUGUACGGAUGUGGGUUUCCACAUAAGGAAUUUGUGACAUAUGAUCUUGAGUAGGGAAGUGCAAUGAAACACACAAGCUAGUGCAUUCCGUCAGUAGCUAUAACCUUCUAAAGACUGCACAAGAGCAAGUUGAGUUUAUGGAGUCUGUGACUGUUAGGUGUCUUGUCUCACUAUUGCUACCCUGGACUAUUCAAACUGGUGAGGCCUGCAUCCCAGGAUUGCUCAGUCUGGAAGAUUUACAGGCAGUUGAGCAAACUGAUAUGCAGCCAGCAGAAGCUGACAGGCAAUGGAUAUUCCCCAGUCUUCAGUUCUCCUGUACGGUCAACCUCACUGGAUGGAUAUUCACAGAGACAUCCGAGGAUGUUGUGUGUCCAACUCUGCAGUUGUGGGAUAAUUUCACUGCCACUACUAGCAUCACCACUGACUUCAUAUUUCGUGCGUCUUUGACAACUGACAGUUUUACAGACCCAACAAGUGUAUCUCAGUUUGUCUACAGCUGUACUCUGAAAACUCCAAUAGUAGUUGAUGUUGGAACUGUACUAGGCUUUCUAACCAGAUCACCCAGCGAGACUGUACCAAAAUCUAAUGUUAUGUUUUUGCUAAGUGGAAACUUAACAGGUUACAGCAAAGGAAUUCUGUCUGCAGCUACUAUAUUCAAUACUGCAGCAGUACAAAGCACUACUAUCUUCUGGAAUAACUCCUCUCAUCACUCCCAUCAUUGCAGAUGAACCUUCACAAACAACAACCACAGAAGAAGCCCCUACUACUCAGCAGCCAGCGUCAACCUCAGUCCAGACUGAUGACCAACCAUCUCCUGAACCAUCAACACCAUUCUUACCAGUCACUAACUCUCUCACUGCGACAUCUGAGAGCCCACCAUCUAAAGAACGUUCUCGUCCGAAGUCUGACAAUGUACCACCAGUGGUUGUGGGGAUGAUUGUGACCGCCGUCACCAUCCUGGUGAUUGCAGCAUUGGUGUUCCUCAUUGUGAUAUUACUAGUUGUUAGACACAAGAGGUCAUCACCUGAAAAAACCAGCACGGUUGAGAAAGAUGCAGAAGACCCAAGUUAUAAAUUGACACGAGUUAAAAGCAUAAACAACUAUGCCAGCACCCCGAUAUACGAGGAUGUAAGUGAAAUAGAUCCGAAAGUUUCAAGAGAGGAACACGACUAUGAAUUCAUCAGGUCUGUCAGACAUAGAGAGCCUGAGAAAUAUGAAAUUCCCCAGAGCAGCCCCAGUUCAUCUCAGAACGGCUCAGAACAUGAAAAUCCAGAAGACCUGAUAUAUGAAACACCUCUGGACACCAGUGGACCAGUAGAAGGGAAUACAUCAGUAGUAGAGAUUGGAUAUGACGCUCCUCUGCAUACACAGACCCAGCUAAGUUGCAAGAAUGCGGUAACAGGAGAGACGGGGUAUGAUACUUCAGUUGACACACAGACUGUGCCAAGUACAAAAGGAGGACGUGGGUAUGAUACUCCAAUGGAUGCACAAUUAAUAGUGGUGAACAGAAACACAGAAGUGAAAGACAACGAGACUUCAGUCGAUGUUGGCCCACCUCAGUUGGACAAUAGUGGUGUUUAUGAAGAUGUCGACUUUGCUUCAUAGCUGCUUACUCAUCCAUUACUGCUAUGUUACACCUACACCUCUGUUGGCAUUCAUGCAUCAUAAGGUGUUCCUGAAAUUUAAAGUAUUCACCAAAUCAAUGUAUACUGGCAUCCUUUUUGGGA
Geodia barretti is the source of this 2210-nucleotide messenger RNA. NCBI's taxonomy places the organism in Eukaryota, Metazoa, Porifera, Demospongiae, Tetractinellida, Geodiidae. The record is from the annotation of a GenBank genome assembly.